AGAAUAAACUAUUAACUUCUAAAAUUUAAAAAAUAUUUACUAAGCCACAUUUUAAUAUAAAUAUAAUUAGGCAGACAUUUAUAUCUACCUGGAACUUUGGGGGGGAAAUUUUGUGCUUAAAUUAAAAACACCGUUAUCUUUAGCAUUUUUUUAUAAAUAUUUCAGGGGAAAUACACAUCUGGGCAAAUGAUAACAAAAGGAGCUUUCUUAAUUCUAAGCCUCAAACACGUACUAAUGCAGGUUAAUUUUUCAUUUGAAGGUAAUGGAACAUUUCUUUGCAUCAGUUACUAUUCCCAGUACAAAGCACAGAUCCAGCCACGUUACAGUGAAUACCAUAACCAUGCUGUCUUGAUUGACAUGGAGGAAGGGGUAGUAAAUGAAAUUCUGCAGGGACCAUUGAGAGAUGUGUUUGAUAGCAAGCAGCUCAUCACUGAUAUUUCUGGCUCAGGCAAUAAUUGGGCUGUGGGGCACAAAGUUUUUGGCAGUCUUUAUCAAGAACAGAUUUUGGAGAAACUCAGAAAGUCGGCAGAGCACUGUGAUUGUUUGCAGUGUUUUUUUAUAAUACAUUCCAUGGGAGGAGGAACAGGAUCUGGACUUGGCACAUUUCUUUUAAAGUUGCUUGAGGAUGAAUUCCCAGAAGUAUACAGAUUCGUGACAUCAGUUUAUCCUUCUGGUGAGGAUGAUGUCAUAACCUCACCUUACAAUAGCAUCUUGGCAAUGAAGGAACUUAAUGAGCAUGCAGACUGUGUGUUGCCCAUUGACAACCAAUCUUUAUUUGACAUCAUUAGCAAAAUUGACCUCAUGGUGAAUUCUGGAAAGUUGGGCACAACUAUAAAGCCAAAGAGUCUGGUUACUUCAAGUGCUGGGGCUGUUAAAAAGCGGCACCAGAAGCCCUUUGAUGCAAUGAACAACAUCGUGGCCAAUUUGCUGCUGAACCUAACAAGCUCUGCAAGGUUUGAAGGGUCCCUUAAUAUGGACCUUAAUGAAAUCAGCAUGAAUUUAGUUCCUUUUCCUCAACUGCAUUAUCUUGUGUCAAGCCUAACACCUCUAUAUACACUGGCAGAUGUUAACAUUCCUACCCGAAGGUUGGAUCAGAUGUUUUCAGAUGCCUUUAGUAAAGAUCACCAGCUAAUUCGGGCUGACCCCAAACAUAGUCUCUACCUCGCCUGUGCCCUUAUGGUUAGAGGAAAUGUACAGGUUUCAGAUCUUCGCAGAAAUAUUGAAAGAUUAAAACCUUCUCUACAGUUUGUCUCCUGGAAUCAAGAAGGCUGGAAAACCAGCCUGUGUUCAGUACCUCCUGUGGGCCAUUCCCAUUCAUUAUUAGCUCUAGCAAAUAACACAUGCGUGAAGCCUACCUUCAUGGAACUGAAAGAGAGAUUCAUGAGGCUCUACAAGAAAAAGGCUCAUCUUCAUCACUAUCUACAAAUUGAAGGGAUGGAAGAAAGCAGUUUCAUGGAAGCUGUGUCAUCUUUAUCAGGGCUCAUAGAGGAAUACAACCAACUGGAUGCCACGAAAAGCAUGCCUGUGGAAGAUUUUCCUAGACUAAGCAUAGCUGUGUAAAAAAGAAACCCCAAGAUAGAACUUUUACUUUUCUUAAUUUUACACUGGAUUUUGUCACCUUUUCUGUUUCAGAAUACCCAGUUUGCACUUUUCCUAUUAGAAAGCAUUUUGUCUUAAAAAAAAAAAAAGAUUUUCAUUUCAUCACAAUUUGUGGGUGAUACCAGUCUGUGAAAUUAGUGAAGUCCUACUACCUUAACUUCAAACAUUUGUCUUCAGGAAAAUAAUUUAUAGUCUCUUAUUUAGGCAUUAAUACAAUGCAAGAAAAAUCUUAACAAGGUAUAUUUUUAUAUUUAUAAUUUAUUUUUUAUAUUCUGUUUAAAUUAUCCUGAUUUUUUAAAAGUACAAGGAGUAUUAGAACACAAUAUAAAUACUUCUGUGUAAUACCCACUAACUUUUCUAGGAUAGGUUUUAUUACAACUAUGAAGGAGGUUUUGUUUCUUUGGGUAACCACGUUUGCACUCAAAAGAAUCAAAAUUACACUUAUUUUAACAUAUAUAUAUUAUCUUUAAAUAUAAUGUUUUAUUAAACCAGUUGAUUUCAUAAUAAUAAAUGUCCAUAUUUUUAAACAGUAUUGCUUGUUAUUAUUGGUUUUGCUUGUCACCAUUUAUAUAAGCAAACAGAACAUUACUUAGCUUGACAUCUUCCAAACUUCACGGGAAAAUGGCUGUAAUAGUCUAGUGAACGUGUUCCAGUUAUUAUAAUCUCCAGUUAUAGUUUUAACAUUAAUUUAUCUUUAAAUACAAUUUAUAUUUUAAAUUCAGAAGUGGAUUUAUCACUUAAGGAAGUAAUUUUUAGGAACAAUUUAUUCUCAAGCCAAAAUAAUCUUUGCUUUCUUUAGUGCUAAGUUUUUUUCUUUCCUUUUCAAAGUAAGGAUACUGCUCUUGAUCUUUAUCUUUGAAAUUUCAUUUUUUACAAUAUUUGGUAUAAAAACUUUUAGAUUACACUUGUCAAUAAUGGCCAAAUUAUCUUAGAAACUUCAUUUUGUACAGUAUUUGGUAUAAAAACUUUUAGAUUACAGUUGUCAGUAAUGGCCAAAGAAGUUCUGUUUUCUUCUUUCAAAAGAAAUCUUAAUAAACUGAUACUCAGGAUAGGAUAGUGGAAAUUAUAUUUGCAGUUUAAUUUAUCUUAUUUAAGAAUUAAACCCAGAAUCUUGCUCACCAUGUAGUGAUGAUCAUCUGAUGGAAUCCUGGCUACAUUGUCAAAGUACAGAUAAAGUUUUAAAAAAAAUAAAGUUUUAAAAAAGUUCUACUAAACUUUUACACAUCUUCAACAAAGUAUUCCAGAUUAUUUUAUAGAAUAAAAUGCUUUCUUAUAAAUUGUAUAAUUUUUCCAUUAUGUAUGGAAUAUGUAGAUGGAAGCAACUAUCUGUGUAUUUCAUAAUUAUACAUUUAAAGUAAGAGCUCAGUUUUAAGAUUUUUAAGACAUAUAUAUAUGCGUGUGUAUAUAUAUAUAUAUAUAUAUAUAUAUAUAGUUUUUUGGGUGCAAAAAAGGUUUUAUUAAAGCUCAGGGACAAGACCUGUGAGCAGAAAGAGCUGCACCAAGUUUUACAUGUAUUUUUAAGAGAACUUUUUUUUUAAGAUUUUAUUUAUUUAUUUGACAGAGACCUAACGAGAGCAGGAACACAAGCAGGGGGAGUGGGAGAGGGA
Messenger RNA from Zalophus californianus (California sea lion), 3206 nucleotides. RefSeq names its product tubulin epsilon 1 (gene TUBE1). The transcript has 9 exons. Gene Ontology annotation, biological process: microtubule cytoskeleton organization; mitotic cell cycle. Bases 187 to 1560 code for a protein of 457 amino acids. Lineage: Eukaryota; Metazoa; Chordata; Mammalia; Carnivora; Otariidae. The record is from RefSeq and is a predicted model, not a curated record. Gene Ontology annotation, molecular function: GTP binding; structural constituent of cytoskeleton. Gene Ontology annotation, cellular component: cytoplasm; microtubule.